ACCUGUCAUAACAGUGCAAUAUUUUUUAAAUUGUAAAAUUUAUGUGAAGUCGCACACAGAAUAGUGAUUGUCUUAUUUAUUGUAAAUACUACAGGGAAUCAAAGACAAGCACAUUAACACCAGACAAAAAGUUAAAUACUACUUCUAAUCGAAUUACGUUUGAACCUAUAAAAUGAAACCAACUAUUGCUGCAGACGAAAUGUUUCCCGAAGGAGUUGGACCAUAUAUGGAUUUAGAGGAAGCUGGAGGACCAUCUAAUCUACUUAUGGAUUUGGCUGCUAAUGAGAAAGCAGUGCAUGCCGAUUUUUUUAAUGAUUUUGAAGACUUAUUUGAUGAUGAUGAUUUGAAGUAACAAGAUCGCUGUUAAUAAAUAAAUAAAAGUUAAAUGUAAAUUUCAAUAAUAGACAUAAAAAUUGAUGUUAUGAGUUGUUUUAUUACUUUGUAAACAAUUACAUACAAAUAUUAAGUCAAUAAAUACAUUACUAAAACUUU
Molecule: messenger RNA, 492 nt
Organism: Bombyx mandarina (wild silkworm)
Lineage: Eukaryota; Metazoa; Arthropoda; Insecta; Lepidoptera; Bombycidae
Product: COP9 signalosome complex subunit 9
Source: RefSeq, a predicted model, not a curated record